GCCGCGGCCCGCAGUCCCCGGAAGAUGCAGCAGCCGCAGCGGCCCGGGCUGGCGCUCGGGGCCGGGGCCCGCCUCCCCCUGGGCGCCGCCCUGGCCAGCGCCAGCGUGGUGGUGAAGGCCCUGUGCGCCUCGGUACUGCUGCUCUACCUGCUGUCCUUCGCGCUGGACACGGGCGUGGGCCUGGCCGUCACCCCCGGCUACCUCUUCCCGCCCAACUUCUGGGUCUGGACCCUGGCCACGCAUGGGCUGGUGGAGCUGCACGUGUGGGACGUGGCCCUGAGCCUGGCCACGGUGGUGGCGGCCGGCCAGCUUCUGGAGCCGCUCUGGGGGGCCCUGGAGCUGCUCGUCUUCUUCGCCGUGGUGAACGUGUCCGUGGGGCUGCUGGGGGCCUUCGCCUACCUCCUCACCUACAUGGCCUCCUUCAACCUGGCCUAUCUCUUCACCGUGCGCAUCCACGGGGUGCUGGGCUUCCUGGGCGGCGUCCUGGUGGCCCUCAAACAGACCAUGGGGGACAGCGUGGUGCUGAAGGUGCCCCAGGUGCGGAUGCGGGUGGUGCCCAUGCUGCUGCUCAUCUCCCUCGUGUUGCUGCGACUCACUCCUCUGGUGGAAAGCAGUGCCCUGGCCUCAUACGGCUUUGGGGUGCUCUCAGGCUGGGUGUACUUGCGAUUCUACCAGCGCCACAGCCGGGGCAGGGGGGAUAUGUCGGACCACUUUGCCUUUGCCACCUUCUUCCCCGAAAUCCUGCAGCCUGUUGUGGCCCUGGUGGCAAACUUGGUGCACAGUCUCCUCGUGAAGGUGAAGGUCUGCAGAAAGACUGUGAAGCGCUAUGAUGUGGGGGCUCCUUCUUCCAUCACCAUUAGCCUCCCAGGCACAGACCCCCAGGAUGCUGAGCGCAGAAGGCAACUGGCCCUGAAGGCCCUAAAUGAGCGUUUGAAGCGAGUAGAAGACCAGUCAGCCUGGCCUAGCAUGGAUGAUGAGGAUGAGGAGGCCAUGAGCAAGGUGGACAGCCCCCUGCUCCCUGAGAAAAGCCCCAACCCCCCUGGGAAAGGGGCUGGCCCUGAAUCCAGCCUGAUCACCUUUGAGGAAGCCCCUCCCCAGCUGUAACCCAGACCUCCCAGCCGAAGGGCAUAAUUCCCUUUCCCCAGCCUGGUCAGUAGUCACACCAUUUGGACCACCCUCCGGCCUUCUCCUUAUCUCCCUGCUCAGCCAUUCCCAGAAGCUGACUGCUUCCCAAGGAGAGAAGGCAAGGAGGGAAAUCUUUUUAGGUCCAUGGGGUCACACUGUGCACUCUGCUGAUGCUUCUGGACACAUGGCCCCUGCCAACACUAUGCCCCUAAGGCCUGGCUCACCCACCAGACAACCACUAAGUCCAGGAGCAGGGAGCACAUGGCCUGGGCCUGACCCAAGAUUCAGCCUCGUAAUCACACUUGACUGGUUUGUCAACCAGGCCCAAUGGGGUAACCUUACUCCUCUGAUUCUGUGGCAGACCUUUGUUGGUAGAGCAGUCUCUCUUCCUGCCAUCUGCUACCAGGCAAGAAUUUGCCAAAAAAGAAUUCUGGGGACUCAGGCCCAAGGCUGGAUGUGACAAGGUCCAGCCCCCAAGGCACCGCUGCCACCCUGCCAUUCCUAACCCCACCACUCCAGGGACGUGUUAGCAUUGCAGUUUGGUUUUCCCUUGGCUGGAGUCGGGCAAUACAUAUGAGUGAGCCUUCAUCCCCAGGUCUGGGGUUUCUCCAGAAUAGGGACUAAUGUUGGGGCUAAAAUUCAUGGGGGUGUUUUUUUAAAGGACCACUUGAAUGGGGAGCCUGGACUCUCAGUAUAAAUAAAGCAGUUCUUUGAGGA
This is a messenger RNA of Trichosurus vulpecula (common brushtail), 1842 nucleotides long. RefSeq names its product transmembrane protein 115 (gene TMEM115). Gene Ontology annotation, biological process: retrograde vesicle-mediated transport, Golgi to endoplasmic reticulum. Gene Ontology annotation, cellular component: membrane; Golgi apparatus. Lineage: Eukaryota; Metazoa; Chordata; Mammalia; Diprotodontia; Phalangeridae. Bases 25 to 1104 code for a protein of 359 amino acids. The transcript is spliced from 2 exons. The record is from RefSeq and is a predicted model, not a curated record.